AUCGGUUGGAUUGCGAGUAGUCACUCUUCGCGAAAAAUGUGAUUCUAACCAAGCAAGAUAAAAAGAUAAGUGGUGCGUCGUGCUGAUAAAACCCCAACUGUUUUAAAUUUUAUUCCAACGUCAACCUAUGCGCGUAAAUAUAGACACCCAAGACACUAAUAGUGAGAAAUUUCACUUUUGUUUCACAGUGUGGCAUAAGCGUCCUUUAGUGUAACACGUGUUCUUGUGUGUAAACAGAGGUGGAUAAAAGCUCGGGAUUGUGCAAGUUUGACAAAAGUGGCCAUCGACCAUAAAUCUUCCACGAUGCUGGAGCUGGUAAAGAGAGCGAGUAUGGUCGGUGGUCCAACAAUGUGUAGCGCACAAUACGUAAAAUACCGUAAACGCGAUAAAAGUGUUAAACCUAACAUAAAUAUACGACCCAGAAGUUUGUUAUGUGGUGGAAACUCGGAGGAUAUUUACAGCAACAGCAUACAGCAACAGAGUAACACGUGGAAGUUUCACAGACCCAGGCCGAAGUCCUUCAGUGAUGUUUCACCGACACCCCCCGUGAACCAGGGCUCGCCAGUGCGGUGCGCCCGCAGCAGAAUGGACAGCCCGAAGAAGUCACCACACAGCAGCCCUGUCUCGGCGGACAGGGCGAUCUUGAAGGUGCAUUUUCCCAACGGAGGGUUCAACAUCAUCAAAUAUGGGGACGCGGUCGAUGUGAAAGGGAUCAUCUCGACGGUCACCGAGAGACUGUCGAUAGGAGAGAGAUACUACACGGGACUUUAUGCCAUGAGGUUGUGCAGGCCUUCGACGGGAGAGGUUUAUUGGUUACAUCAGGAUUUGACGAUGAAGCAAGUUCAGGAGAAGUAUUUAGCGAAGCAUCCGAACUCGGAGUGGAGAUAUGACCUCAGGAUUCGAUAUUUACCGACUAGUCUUCAAGAUUUAUGUGAUAAAGACAAGGUCACGUUUCAUUAUUAUUACGACCAGGUGAAAAACGACUACCUCUCUGAUUGCAACAUACGAAUAGAACAAGACGUUGUAGUGCAACUGUGCUGUUUAGAAAUACGUAGAUACUUCAAAGAGACGUUUCCCAAUCCCCUGGACAAAAAGUCAAACUUUGAAUACUUAGAACGCGAAAUCGGAAUGAAUAGAUUCAUCCCUAAUCGAAUUUUAAGUACAAUGAAACCGAAAUCGUUGCGAAAGAGCAUCCAGAGCCAGUUCAAAAAAUACGUUAAUAUGACGGAUAUAGAAUGUAUGUUCAAAUUUUUAGAAACGUUGAUGCUGUAUUAUAAAUUCGACCAAGAGAGGUUCCGGGUAGAUUUAGGAAGCAGCUGGUCAGUUCCUGUCGAAUUAGUCAUUGGACCAGAUCUUGGAAUUUCUUACACUAAUGUACAGACGUCGAGUACGACAAAGAUAGCUAAUUUCGAUCAGAUCCAAGCCAUUCAAACCCUAGUCAGUGAUUGCGAGGAGCACAAUAAAGCAACGUUGCAGCUUCGAGUAGCUGGUGCACAAGAGAUUUUAUUUUUUACCUGUCCUAAUCUAGAAACAUCCGAAAGUCUUGCGGAUUUAAUAGAUGGGUACUGUAGGCUACACUCGGGAAGUCAAACUUCUAUUUGGAAUAAAAAAGCCACUGUUUGGAAACAGUUUCCUUGUCCUUGUAAAGAUUCACAUCCUUCCAAACAUAAAAGUAGAAAUUCUGAUAAUACAACCGGAACUAUGCUUUCAGAAGAUUAUGCCGAAAUUGUGGAUGAAGAAGGCGAUUAUUCGACACCUGCAACCAAAAGUUACGAGUUACAACGGGAUCAGAUUCAUCUGGGAGAAAUAUUAGGUGAAGGACAGUUUGGGGACGUCCACAAAGGAACCUUUAAGUCUAAAGACGGUAACCUUGUACCCGUGGCUGUGAAGACUUGUAAAAGAGAGGCUGAUUUAAACACAACAGAAAAAUUUCUGGAGGAAGCUUAUAUAAUGCAGAAAUUUGACCAUCAACACAUCAUCAAACUCAUCGGGGUGUGCUCCCAGAGCCCGGUGUGGAUCGUGAUGGAGUUGGCAAAACUGGGAGAACUACGAGCAUAUUUGCAAAACAACAAAGACGAACUUGAUUUGGCGACUUUAUUACUCUAUGCAUUCCAGCUUUCUACAGCUUUAAGUUAUUUAGAAUCUAAGAAAUUUGUACAUAGAGAUAUAGCAGCUAGAAACGUACUAGUGAGUUCGCAUACUUGCGUUAAAUUAGCCGAUUUUGGAUUGUCUCGCUCAAUGAGCGACGAUCAAAGCUACUACAAAGCUUCAAAAGGGAAGCUACCCAUUAAAUGGAUGAGCCCUGAGAGUAUAAACUUUCGACGCUUUACUACAGCGAGUGAUGUCUGGAUGUUUGGUGUGUGUAUGUGGGAGAUAUUAAUGUUAGGUGUGAAACCAUUCCAAGGAGUUAAAAAUAACGAAGUUUUGACGAAAAUCGAAAACGGAGAACGAUUAGCUCUGCCUCCAAACUGUCCUCCAAGGUUGUACUCAUUGAUGUCGCAAUGUUGGUCAUACGAACCUAGUAAAAGGCCGAGUUUUAAGGAGGUUAAAGAAUUGCUAAACGAAAUAUUACUAGAAGAAAGAUCAGCAGUACAGGAAACACUUCGCCGAGAAAAUCGAAGAGUGGCUGCCAUGUCCUGGGGUCCCAACGACGAUUUUCCUCCACCGCCAAAGCCCUCGCGGUACCCAAUGCAAGCUGUUGACUCAACUUCUUUGGCAUCCUUAGAAACAAUGGCUCCAGGACCUCAGACCUAUAUUGUAGCGCAAAAUCCGGAAGUGCUGGCUCAUCUAAUGAAAGAGAACGAAACACGGGGUCUGAGUCCAGCGGCGUACACGACACCAGCAUCGGUAUUUAAUACAGUAGCCGUAGAUUUCGAAAAAGUGGAAGAUGUUCACGAACCGAUCCUUAAAACAUGCCCUAUUCCCAUCCAGAAUUUGAAGAAGCUCGAUCCUGAGGUUCCAGAGAGCCAUCCCGACGCGAUCUACUUGAAAAAACUGGGCACGCUCGAAAGAACGCCCUCUAGAACCAGCACGGGAAGCACCACACCGAAAAUGGGCUCUCUCGAACGCAAAGUCAGCGAUAGCGAGAACAUCUCGCCUAACAUGAACUCUCUAGAGCGAAACACUCACUUGAUUCACAGCUCGCAUAGCAGCUUAGACAAAUCGGGAAUGUUCAGCCCGAAGCUGGGUUCUCUCGAACGAAAAUCUAAAAGUAGUUCUCCCAAGAUGGGUUCUUUGGAGCGGGCAAACAGUAACUCCGCGGCUUUUUCUCCCAAAAUGGGCUCUCUGGAACGCAACAAGCAGUCCCAGCAAAUCAUUUACGAUCCCGAUUCUAUCCCGAGUUAUCAUCCAGAUCCUGUGGUUUACCAGUUUUCUGACAAAUCUAAAGAGAUGCAACACUUUGAAGAAUGUAUUUAUGAUUUUGGGGGGGCCGACGUUAAAAGUUGCGCCCAUAAACAGCCGUUCUUCAUACAAAAGGCAGUCGAUAACAAGUUACAAGAACAAAAACAGGCGGGUUCGUCGCCUCAACAGUCUCUUUAUGGAGACCUCCUCUUAGAUAAAGCUAGAUUUACUAACCAGUCUAACUUUAAUCAUAAAGUUUUGGAAGAAAGACUGCGCCAACAGCAGAAAGAAUCAGAAGAAGAUUCGCGAUGGUUGGCAGAGACGGAAACUAAUUUGAAGAAGCGUUUAAGUAUUGCUACACCUUCAACAGAGGUCGAUACACUUCACAGUAAUUCUCAGUCAUUAAAUUCACUCCCCACUAGUCCCAAUUACUCCAGCACGGCAACACAACAGUUGUCGAGUAGUUUAGCUAAUAUGUCGUUUAGCGGAAAUGGCCGACAAAGUAGUACGGGCUCUCAGUGUAGUAGCAAGAGUCACUCGCCUUCAGGAUCUAUUACUAAUACCAUGACGACAGUAGGCAAAACUGAACGUAGCCUUACACCCAAUAGUGGAUCAGAAAGUGGGGAUGCUGGAAAACCAAAGAUGGCAACUCCGACUCCCACUGCUGAUUUAGACCGAACAAACGACAAAGUCUACGACUGUACAACCCAAGUAGUCAAAGCUGUGAUGUCUCUUUCCCAAGGAGUUCAGCAGUCGCACGCUGAUCAGUAUCUGGAUUUAGUGCGAAGAGUAGGUUUAGAGUUACGCGGACUUUUAGCCAGUGUGGAUGAAAUAGUGAACUUUUUUCCAACAUCAGCUCAAAGAGAAGUUGAAAUGGCCCAUAAAGUUCUCUCUAAAGAUAUGGGCGAGUUAGUCAGUGCCAUGAAACUGGCGCAGCAUUAUAGUCAAACUACUCUAGAUAAUGAAUACAGAAAGGGAAUGCUAGCUGCUGCGCAUGUGCUUGCGAUGGAUUCGAAGAAUCUUCUAGACGUAGUGGACACAAUUAGGAUGCGUUAUCCGCAGUUUAAUAAGCAUUUGUUUAAAGUAGAUGACCCGAUUCCUGAAUCCGAGUCGACCGAGGUCGAACCUCAAGAAAAACAAGACGUACCUAAAGCAGCAGAAGCUGCAUCGACAUAUCCCAAUUUACCAAGUCCUGUCGCUGUUUCUUGUAGUGUCCUGCCGGUUUAUACUAAUUAUGUCCAAUCAGCAGCCACGUCUUCUAAUUUAAGUACAAACCAAGUUGACAGUUAGUUUAAUCAUAAAAUUAUGGACUAGGUAGCUUGCCAGGUUUUCAUAAGCAUGGUCAAAGUUAUUUAUUGUGAAUGGUGUUCUUUUCUUGUAUCAUUGAAAAGUAAAUUUUUUGUACGAUUCAUUUCUUCAGCUCAAGUUAGGUUAAUGCGCUUUUAAAGUGAAACUAAAUCAACUGCUGUCUUGGAGUCUUGCAUUUCGAGGUAGGUUUAUAUUUGUGGCUCAAAUCGAGAUAUAUUUUUAUAAAACUUCAUAUUAAAAAUAUGAUUUUUAUGGUUUUCUAGUGUGAUAUGAGGAGGAAGAAAUUGUUUAUGAAAAUCUCGCUAUAGAUUUAGUUUAUUAAAUACACCUUACAACAAGAAGAAAUAGUAUAACUUGUUUUAUCCAUCAUGCAUUUUUGAAGCCUUUUCUUGUUAUCGUAGAGGGCUUUCAUUGCACACAGUAUUACAUACAAGUAAUUGAUGCUUAAAAGUGCGUCUUCAUAUUUAAAACAGUACCCUCCCUCCAAUUAAAUUAUAUUAAUUUGUAUAUUAUUUUUAGUUUUUUAUUAUUCUUUUUUUAAAGACUGCAUAGUUUAUCUAAUUUUAAUUGUAGGCUUAAUAGUGGCAUUUCUAUGAAUUUUUAAGUAAAAUUUUAUAAUUGAUUGUAAAAAAUAUAGCUAUGAUAUUGAAAAUUUUGAGAACAGUAUAAUUAAAUUAUAUUAAUAACAUUGGAAAUAUGUAUUGGUAAAAAACGAUUUGAUGUGAAUCCUU
This is a messenger RNA of Zophobas morio, 5381 nucleotides long. RefSeq names its product focal adhesion kinase 1 (gene Fak). The transcript is spliced from 16 exons. Gene Ontology annotation, cellular component: cytoskeleton; focal adhesion. The record is from RefSeq and is a predicted model, not a curated record. Lineage: Eukaryota; Metazoa; Arthropoda; Insecta; Coleoptera; Tenebrionidae. Bases 304 to 4632 code for a protein of 1442 amino acids. Gene Ontology annotation, biological process: protein phosphorylation; signal complex assembly. Gene Ontology annotation, molecular function: ATP binding; protein tyrosine kinase activity.